Microplitis demolitor is the source of this 1866-nucleotide messenger RNA. RefSeq lists its product as uncharacterized. The transcript has a single exon. Lineage: Eukaryota; Metazoa; Arthropoda; Insecta; Hymenoptera; Braconidae. Gene Ontology annotation, molecular function: nucleic acid binding; zinc ion binding. The record is from RefSeq and is a predicted model, not a curated record. Bases 1 to 1866 code for a protein of 621 amino acids.
AUGGCUGAUCAAGCAAUUGAUGUUAAUGCGCUUAAUGUAGAGGAGUUAAGACAAAGAUUAGGCGAGUUAGGACUUCCUAUUGCAGGAACCAAGCCAGUGUUGAAAGAGCGGCUUCGUAUGGUGCUCAAUCAGUCGAAUAACAAUUCGCAAGGAGAUUCGCGGCGAGAAAACCGUGUGGAUGAUAAAGAGUAUCCAGAUGAUAACGAAGAUGAAGAGGAUGACGAUAGAGAUGCAAGAAAUAGUGAUGAUACCGAGGAAGAUGCUGCUCCUGCACGACGAAGACGAACUACUCGUUGCAGAGAUGAUUACAAACACCCACUGCUUACAUUCAGAGAUGUUGAAGAAUCUAUGGAAAAGUUUAGUGGUGAUGAUCAUGUCAACGUAAAAAGGUGGUUAGAUGAUUUUGAAGAAAUAGCUGAAACGUGUAAGUGGGCGGAUAUUCAGAAAGUAACGUACGCUAAACGUUUACUGGAAGGAUCUGCAAAAUUAUUUGUCCGUUAUGAAAAAUGUAGCAAGACAUGGAUGAAACUAAAGAAAGCAUUAAAAGAAGAGUUCGAAGAAUCGGUCGAUGGCUAUCAAGUUCAUCGCGAGUUAGCUCAAAGAAAAAAGAAACCAGAUGAGAGCUACCAGGCGUAUAUAUACAAAAUGCUAGAUAUUGCUAAUCAAGCGGAUGUUGAUAUUCGUUCAGUGAUUCAAUAUAUUAUUGACGGAAUCUCUGGUGAAUCAAGUAAUAAAUCAAUACUCUAUGGUGCAAAGAAUAUACGUCAACUAAAAGAAAAAAUGUCACAAUAUGAAUCCAUGAAACGUAGCGAAGCUAAAUUUAAAAAUUAUAAAAGUCAAGGACAUAAGGACGAUAAGAAGAAAAAAGCUUUUGAUAGUGACAGAAAAGUGAAACGUUGUUUUAUUUGUGGUGCGAAAGACCAUUUAAAUGAUGCUUGUCCAUCAAAAGACAAAGGAGUUAAGUGUUUCAAAUGCCAUGAGCAUGGGCAUAUUGCUGCAAAGUGUCCCAAUGGAUCAUCGAAAGCUGGUCAAAAGGAGACCAACAUCUUUUCACAGCCAAGCAGAAAUAAGCAUUUGAAGGAAGUUUCAAUCAACGAGAUUCAACUUAUGGCGCUGAUAGAUACAGACAGCGACUUAACUCUAAUGCGUAGUGAUGAGUAUAUUAAAAUAGGUUCACCUAGAUUAAUUAAGAAUAAUGUUAAGUUUGAUGGUAUUGGGUCCUCUGGUAAUGAAACGAUUGACGAAUUUGUAACUGACGUAAUAAUAGACGGGGUUAGUUCUAAUAUCAAAUUUCAUGUCGUCUCAGGUACAAUUUUAAAGCACGCGGUUCUUAUAGGUAUUGAUUUUCUAAAUCAAAUAGAUCUGAACAUUAAUGCAGGUAGUGUAAAAAUUUCAAAACUAGUAAAUGGUUGCACCGAUGUACCCGAUAUCUUUCAAAUUAAUGCCAUUGAAAAAAUUGACGCGUUAGAUAUAGAUUUAUCACAAAUAAAAAAUGUUGAUGAUCGUAAAGAGGUCGAAAACAUCGUAAUGAAUUACAAGCCUGAUAAGACGCGAGAAGUAGUUGUAACUAUGAAGCUGAUUUUAAAAGAUGAUAUACCUGUUUAUUCGCGACCGCGACGAUUACCUCCGCAUGAGCGAGAGGAAGUUGACAAAAUAGUGAAGGAGUUGAUAGAAGAAGGGAUAGCUAAACCAUCUGAUUCUGAGUACGCUAGUCCGAUAGUUCUUGUUAAAAAGAAAAAUGGUUCAACUCGCGUAUGUGUGGAUUUUAGGGCUUUGAAUAAAAAGUUAUUAAAGAUAGAUAUCCACUACCGUUGGUUGAGGAUCAAUUGGAUUUACUCCAAGAUGCAAAGGUUUUUAGUACAAUAG